Molecule: messenger RNA, 651 nt
Organism: Entrophospora candida
Lineage: Eukaryota; Fungi; Glomeromycota; Glomeromycetes; Entrophosporales; Entrophosporaceae
Source: the annotation of a GenBank genome assembly
AUGACUAUGACAUCUUCAUGGGCAGAAGUGAAAAAAUGCAAUAUAGGUUGGAUGGCUUCAUACAAUAAUCCCACUCCUAUAGAAUUCUUUCACUUGCUUUCACCAUCACACAAAUCCAGUGCGUUUGGAAAACAUAAUGUGCUUCUCAGCCAGGCUAUUAAAUGUUAUGAGGAUCCAGUCAAGCAGUUGGAACUAGAAAAAAUAAAAGAAACAGCUGAUUGUCAUGCAGACUGGAAUGUGUGGUUGAUAGAGAGAAAAGCAAAAGAGAAAGGUUGCAAUAAUGUCAAUGAGGAAGAGUGUGAAGAAUUUGCAGAUAGGAACAAGAUAAUCAUACAUGAUAUUCUCAAUGAUAUUCUUUUGGCAUCUCAAGCUGAAAAAGAUGUCUUAGAUAUAUACUGUUCCAAAUUCAGCCAUUGUUCAGUUAUGGAUCUUCAGUUAAAUUCAGAAUUCUCCCUUUUUUUAGAUCAGGAAUUGCAAGAACGGAUAUUACAUGAAGUUUUUGAUACAAUAGAUAACGAUUAUGUUACAGAUGAAAUACAUAAUUUUCUCACUGAUUUUUUUAAUGCUAAUCAUGGAAAGGAAGGUUGGUGUGAUGCAAUUCGGAGUAUAGCAAUUGAUGAAAAUUACUCAAAGAUGUCAAGCAACUAUUAA